Molecule: messenger RNA, 1164 nt
Organism: Diabrotica balteata
Lineage: Eukaryota; Metazoa; Arthropoda; Insecta; Coleoptera; Chrysomelidae
Source: the annotation of a GenBank genome assembly
AUGUUUUUCAGUACAUCUCAGGCCAGACCACAUGUCGAUGGUUCAGUGAGGAUAAGGGCAAAUGAUUUUAUUCUUGUUACCACAGCACAGGGGUUUGUUGCAAGAGAAGCAGGAUGGAACAAGCGGAAAGACAGUACAGGAUUUGCUGUAAGUGCUCUGGCCUCGAAUUGGGACAGACUGGGGAAGCCAUUUAAUCCACUUUUAGGUGAGACCUUCGAAUUAAAGAGGGCCGAGUUCAAAAUGGUUUGCGAACAAGUCAGUCACCAUCCUCCGGUGUCGGCGUUCCACGCUGAAGGUGAGGGUUGGGUCUUCCAUGGAUCUAUUCAUCCAAAAUUAAGUUUCUGGGGAAAGAACGUUGAAAUUCAGCCGCAAGGAGUUAUUACAGUGGAAUUUCCAAAGUUAAAGGAAGCCUAUUGGUGGUCGAAUGUCAAAUGUAUUGUCCAUAAUAUUAUAGUUGGAAAACUCUGGAUGGAACAAAUUGGCAAAAUGGAAAUAAAUAGCUAUUCCUCAGACAUUAAAGCCUAUUUACAUUUUAAAGCAGCUACAGGUAAUAAUAAAGAGCUGCACAAAGUUGAAGGGUUUAUUACAAAUAAAGCGAAUGAAAAGCUUUUAUUCAUUUAUGGAAAAUGGUCGGACUAUGUUAAGGUUACAGAUUUAGAUUCUUUUGACGAGUAUGUUCGAGCACAUCCCCUUCAGUUCGCGGGGCUUUCUGAAACCAAAAGCCCCGGUGCCUCACCGUCACGUUCUUCCAAAAAGGUGCUGCAGAAACUGAACAGUCUCAAAGUUAGUUCGUUGAACAAAUCGCAAUCUACUUCAGAGGAUGUCAGUCUCCAAGAGAUGCGUGAUAAUGCAAUAUGCCAAAAUCAUCACACGUAUUUCAUAGAAAUUCCUAAUUCAACACUUAUCUGGGAAUCUGAUGGAAGGCCAGAUCAUAGUUCGGACUACUACAAUUUUACCAAUUUUGCAAUGUCUUUAAAUGAAAUUGAAAAAAAUGAGCCUCUAUGUCCAACUGAUUCGAGACUUAGACCCGAUAUAAGAAAACUUGAACAAGGAGAUAUCGAGGGUGCAGCUACUGAAAAAACCAGAUUGGAGGAGAAACAACGAGAUGCGAAUAAGAGCAGAAAGAGUAAAAAAUCACCGGAGUGGACUCCAAGGAAAGUAUAG